Molecule: messenger RNA, 1494 nt
Organism: Drosophila pseudoobscura
Lineage: Eukaryota; Metazoa; Arthropoda; Insecta; Diptera; Drosophilidae
Exons: 2
Coding region: 7-1323 (438 amino acids)
Source: RefSeq, a predicted model, not a curated record
AUAUGGAUGCACCCCAUAAAAGAGGAGAAGACAUCACCGACUCCAUUUGCGUUUCCGUACGGAGAACAGUCCUCAGAUCGCAACGUUGUACGUCCGGAUACCAUAUUAUGUGAGAUCAUUGAUCAUUAUGAUCCCACAAAUCCUGAUUUACCCGAAAAACGGAUCCAACCUUUGAUGCACCCCAUAACAGAGGAGAAGACAUCACCGGCUAUUGGCUUUCCGGACAAGGAUCAGUCACCAGAUUCCAAUGUUGUCCCUGUACUGGGGACCAUCCCAGAACCCAAGAAUGAGAAGCUAUCACCAAGUACAUUUGCCAUUCCGUACACCCCAUUGUGGGAGAACAUGGAUAAUAUCAAUCCCCCAGAGACACAGAUGCACCCCAUUGAAGAGGAGAAGACACCACAGAUUAUUGGGUUCCCGGACAUGAAUCAGUCCCCAGAUACUCAGAUGCUCGCCAGAUCGCAUAAUUGGCCUCAGAACAUGGACUCCUUCGAUCCCAACGAAUGUCCCACACUAACGGACAACAGCUACGGAAUGUCUCCCCAAGUUUGGACCUUCGUAGCGCCUGAGACAGCUGCCGACGAUAAAAUGAAGAAGGGACCGAGAACUUUACGUUUUCCCUCCAAGUUCGAUUUGUCCAGUCGUUUGCUCGCCAAAUUCCCCAAAUUGAAUAAUUCGAACACUGUUCGCACUGAGCUGCCUUCUUCAGCGGCUGCCACAAUUAAGCCUCGUCCUAAAAAGGGACCCAAAAUCAAGGCAAAGGCACCAGGGACUUAUAAAGGGAGAAAGUAUACCAGAAAACCGAAGCCAGAUCCCGUUUUGGUGCAGGUGCCGAACGUGGAAUUUCAAUUUGUGGACUUGUUCGAUCCUGGCAGUGUGGGAUCCUGCAGUGCGCCCAACGAACAUCCCCAGGAGCUGCUGUUCACCACCACCGAUGGCAGCGAUCUCCAUGUGCGUAUCGACAACCUCGAGAAUUCUUCGGUACCUUGGAAUGGAGAGGCUAAGGUACUCUAUAUCGAGCCAUUUGCAAUGCAAACGACAGUAAAGCGCCCCAGAGGCCGCCCUCCUAAGCGAACCUUAGUACCGUCCGAAAACCCUCUCCCACUCCUCGACUGUCCUAAACGUAUGCGAACAGCUAAAUCAAAGCAAGAGCCAUUGGACGCCAUACCAAAGUUAGGUGCUGAAGAAACAGAGGCACGUCCACGGAUCACUGAUGAAGAAGAAGACGCACUCAACACGGAUUUGGAAACUUUACUGGCUGAAGAGGAUCCCAAGGAUCAGAACAUGGGUAUUUUGCUCGAAGCAGCAGAAGGUCAAGACUGAAAGCAUCAGUCCCUAAAGAUGUAUCACACAAACAAAAACAGACUUCAAAUUUGGCUUGGCAUUGGGUUUUUAAUUGUUACUUAUUUUGAAAAAUACUUAAAAUCUACAUUAAUAAUACGAAAAACAAACAAAGAGUAAAACAUAUGUAUCUUAAUUGUGGGAACAAAAAAA